Penaeus vannamei (Pacific white shrimp) is the source of this 882-nucleotide messenger RNA. Lineage: Eukaryota; Metazoa; Arthropoda; Malacostraca; Decapoda; Penaeidae. The record is from RefSeq and is a predicted model, not a curated record.
AUGAAGUUUCACAGCUUGGUCGCUUGUCUUUCGCUGCUGGUCGUCGCAGGAGUGAGUCACGGCCUCCCAGCCGUCGUCACGGCCCCUCCUCAAGUGGCCGCCCAGUGCCCCUACACGCCGGGGCCGAUCCCUCUGCUGCUGCCCAACCCCGUCGACUGCGGCUCCUUCUACAUGUGCAGCUGGUACGGGACGGCCCUGUUGCAGCACUGUCCUCCUGUGCUGCACUUCAACGCCAAGCUGCAGCUGUUCCAAUGUGACCACAACGCAGCUGUUCCCGUCUCCAAUGUGACCACAGCUGUCCCUGUCGCCAACGUUACUACAGCUGCCCCAGCCUCCAAUAUAACUUCAGCUGUCCCAGUCAACAGAGCAGCCACAGCAGGAGUGAGUCACCGCCUCCCAGCCGUCGUCACGGCCCCUCCUCAAGUGGCCGCCCAGUGCCCCUACACGCCGGGGCCGAUCCCUCUGCUGCUGCCCAACCCCGUCGACUGCGGCUCCUUCUACAUGUGCAGCUGGUACGGGACGGCCCUGUUGCAGCACUGUCCUCCUGUGCUGCACUUUAACGCCAAACUGCAGGUGUGUGACUCUCCUGAACACGCCAACUGUAUCGAGAGAACUACAGCUGCCCAUGUCUCCAGCACCUCAACUGCUGCUCCAGCCUUCAAUGUGACCACAACUGUCCCUGUCUCCAACGUAACUACAGCUGUCCCAGUCUCAAAUAUAACUACAGCUGUUCCAAUCAACAAUGCGACCACAACUGUUACUUCCUGUACCCAGCUGGUCUAUGUCUCUAUGCAUCCAGUGUCCAGGGUGACCACGCCUGGACCAGACCAGAGUGCGAAUCACAAGCACAAUCAAAAUGCCUCCCAAUGUGAUGGAAAAUAA